UGCUGUCAUCAGUUGCCGUUGAUAGACCGAUCAGUGAGGAGCUGACUAACGCACCGUAAAUUUUUUGUUGUUCGAAGUUCUUAGGAAGAAAAAGAGUCCAAAUAGUGGAGCAAGACGAUAAUCCGAGUUGUUUCAAAAAUACUUUGAAUAUUUUGUACAUGUUAUGUCGAGUUUGAACGAAUUCAAAAAGUUUUUGAACGUAUCGCAUGUUCCGUUUCCCACUGAACAUCUUCAAAGUUUUGUUUUGAAUCUGUUUAUUGUUACCGCUCUUAAAGUUAAAAAUUAUUGACUUAUCUCCGUAGUUCACACAAAUUACUAAUUACUGUUCCCAAGCUGCCGUUUAUUCGAAAUUAUUGAGACGUUCUCUGUGGUUUAAUUUUGGAAAAACAAAGUUUUACGCGCUACGCUUUGUUUUUUCCCGUUAUCGUAAACUUCAUUAUGUUAACCGUAUAACUCUGCUAAUGGAAAAUCCAAGCAUGAUAUCAACCGUUAAACAAAUCGAAUGUCAAAUAAAAGAAAUUUUUGAAAGAAUUCGUAAACUAACCGAAGAGUAUAAUAAACUUGUAAAUGAUGAGGAAAUCGAACGACCAAAUCAGCUGUUAACCGAACAGUCUAUUAAAGUGCACCAGAUUAAUUGUUUGUAACAAAAAUUGUUACUUAACCCCGACCGCAGAUUUUGCUGAUGCACAAGAUUUUUUCCGAUAUUCACUAUGACAAAAAAUCCGUUAUUUCUAAUGCUUCUACCUAAGUGAAAGGAGUUCUAGGACAUUAAAGAUUUCAAGGGGAAGUUUUGAGUCCGAAGAAUCAUACUUAGAAUUAUUACAAAAACAAGGUGACGCUGCAAAGGCUCAGUUAUUAGCAAAACAAACUGAAGAAAGUGCGCAGAGAAAAUUAGAAAUUCUACAACAGAAAAAAGAAAUCAUCAAGUUAGUGGAGAACGCCAAACAUGAAGCCAAGUUGGCACAGAUUGAAAAAACAUUCGAAGAACAAAAGGCACAAAGUAUGUCAGGAAAUAGCAGCCAAGAUGGUAGCAUCAGAUCAGGGUACUUCAAAACACGAAACCCUGCUAGUUCAUCAUACCUUAUCGAGAAAAGUGGGAUUAUAGGAUUGCAAGAAAACAUACCUGAUCCAUUACCUGAUAAACCUGAUUACCUGGGAAACGAAAGUGCCGAACUGAAAGAAAUGAAUGAGCAAGUAGAGUGCAGCACGCGACAAAAGAAAAUUAAUCAAAUGCAUGAUGGUAAAUACAUUCUACCUUUCUCACCAAGUAAUUGGGAAAAAUCAGAUAUUGUUUUAGAACGAAAAGAAAAAUCGGAGAAAAUCGAUGCAUUUAUCGAAAACCUUGUUGAAGGGGAGGAAACUAAUCUGAAACAACAAAUCAAAUCAUUUAAAGCAUCGGCAGCCUUCCUAUGGGAGUACGAGAACAGACACCUACUAAAAAUCGAGUUAAAACAAUUUGAUGGAGAUCCAGCAAAGUGGCCAGAUUUCAUACAAAAUCUUAAAUCGAGAGUUCAUGAAAAAACAUCUUUUAACGAUAAAAUUCGUAUGGAACGACUCAGUAGUGUACUUGAUGAAGAAGCUAAGAAAGCGAUUAACUCGGUUGGUACCAGACGUAUUUUUUAUGCAACGACUCUUAAAACGUUGAAACGCAACUUUGGAAAUGCUAUUGUAGUAUCCCAUCUGAAACUUAGCACUUUAUUAGAACUGCCGCAAAUUAAUGCUAACGAUCGAAUGGCACUUCGUAGAUUUCACCAGCAACUUAAGUCAACUAACACGUGACUGAAAUCCAUGGGUUACGAAUCUUCUCUAAAAUUUACAGAAAAUUUGUCUAAAGCUGUACGUAGAUUACCUUAUCCUUUACGAAAUCAAUUUUUUAGAAAUUCGUGUGAUAAAUUCAAUACAGGUCAAGAAGGAGAUCUCGAGGAAUUCGAAAUUUGGUGGGAUCAGAAACUGAAAGAGUAUUUCAAUCCAAUUGCAACUCUUGCAAACCAAGCGAAAGUGAAGAGGCACGACAACAAAGACCUAGACCGAACAAAAAUCUACCGUAGGCCUGCAUCAACAAACAACGUUUACAAAGUGAAAUGUUGGUAUUGCGAAGGUGAUCAUAAAAUUGUCCAGUGUCAAGACCUUUUGAAGAAACCAAUGGAUGAAAAAAGGAAAAUCGUCAAAGAAAAAAGGGUCGAGUGACCAUUUAAUAAAAGCACGCAAGUCAGAAAAGUCUUGCAGGGUAUCAGACUGUGGAAAACGACAUUAUACUUUACUGCAUUUUGUAAAGCCACCAGGUCCGGCACCAGAAAAAGACGAUCUAGAAAUAAGCUCCAAUGUCAACCAAGGAAAGUAUAGACCUGUUGGUAAUGAAUUUCUACAAAAGUUACCAGUUGUUAUGGCAAAAGGAAAUUCGUGACAAAUGCUAUGCUAGAUUCCGGAUCAGAUAUCACAUUGAUUCCGAGAGAUGCAGCAGAAAAACUUCGAUUAACAGGAACUGAGAAAUCACUUCAAAUUUCAAACGCAUUAACAGAAAUCAGAUUCCUCAAUUCAAAAUUAGUAAAUUUUCAAAUUUCUUCUAUUAAAGAAAAGAACUCAUUUGAUGUAUCAAACGCAUGGGUAGUCGAGAUGGACAUAUAGAUCUCAAAAACAGAUUUCAGCAUCUCAAUGACAUCGACUUGCAGCCUACUGUGGACAGCGACGUCACAGUACUCAAUGGAACCAAUGUACCAAAUCUACUUGUCCAAUAUGACCACAGAAAGGGCAGAUAAGGAGAACCGAUCAUUGUUUAGACAGAACUUGGUUGGGUUUUGAUGGGUGGCAGAAAUCAGACUUUUAACCAAUCUUUUGUUUUGACCUGAACACUUCUCACUGAAAAAUAUGGUUAAAAAAUUCUGGCAAGUGAAGUCAUAUGGAACACUACCAAAACUACAUCCCUAACACUGACUGUCAAUGAACAAAAGGCAUUGACCACCUUAG
Molecule: messenger RNA, 2964 nt
Organism: Hydractinia symbiolongicarpus
Lineage: Eukaryota; Metazoa; Cnidaria; Hydrozoa; Anthoathecata; Hydractiniidae
Exons: 2
Coding region: 1003-1779 (258 amino acids)
Source: RefSeq, a predicted model, not a curated record